Messenger RNA from Salvelinus namaycush (lake trout), 915 nucleotides. RefSeq names its product vegetative cell wall protein gp1-like. Lineage: Eukaryota; Metazoa; Chordata; Actinopteri; Salmoniformes; Salmonidae. The transcript has a single exon. The record is from RefSeq and is a predicted model, not a curated record. The annotation marks the transcript as partial.
UCUCCCUCACCCUCACCAACUCCCUCACCCUCAUCAUCUCCCUCACCCUCACCACCAACCCCACCCUCAUCAACUCUCUCACCCUCACCUUCUCCCUCACCCUCACCUACUCCCUCACCCUCAUCAACUCUCUCACCCUCAUCAUCUCCCUCACCCUCACCAACUCCCUCACCCUCAUCAACUCUCUCACCCUCACCAACUCCCUCACCCUCAUCAAGUCUCUCACCCUCAUCAACUCCCUCACCCUCACCAACUCCCUCACCCUCACCAACUCCCUCACCCUCAUCAACUCUCUCACCCUCAUCAUCUCCCUCACCAACUCCCUCACCCUCACCACCAACCCCACCCUCACCAACUCCCUCACCCUCAUCAACUCUCUCACCCUCAUCAUCUCCCUCACCCUCACCACCAACCCCACCCUCAUCAACUCUCUCACCCUCAUCAUCUCCCUCACCAACUCCCUCACCCUCACCACCAACCCCACCCUCAUCAACUCUCUCACCCUCACCAACUCCCUCACCCUCACCAACUCCCUCACCCUCACCAAGUCCCUCACCCUCAUCAACUCCCUCACCCUCAUCAACUCCCUCACCCUCACCAACUCCCUCACCCUCACCAACUCCCUCACCCUCACCUACUCCCUCACCCUCAUCAACUCUCUCACCCUCAUCAUCUCCCUCACCAACUCCCUCACCCUCACCACCAACCCCACCCUCAUCAACUCGCUCACCCUCAUCAUCUCCCUCACCCUCACCAACUCCCUCACCCUCACCUACUCCCUCACCCUCAUCAACUCUCUCACCCUCAUCAUCUCCCUCACCCUCACCACCAACCUUCCUGCCUUUUAUUCCAUUGCGUUCUUGUUUUCUUUUUCUGACUCUCAGAUGUGUGAAAAGUUGGUUGAACAGGCAGUGA